Messenger RNA from Pogonomyrmex barbatus (red harvester ant), 5285 nucleotides. RefSeq lists its product as uncharacterized. Lineage: Eukaryota; Metazoa; Arthropoda; Insecta; Hymenoptera; Formicidae. The record is from RefSeq and is a predicted model, not a curated record.
GCAUUCGAUAAUUAAUCAAGUUACUUAGUUGUACAAUGGGACGUACGGGUAGAUUAGUCGUUACCCGCGGGAGUGUGGAGCAAUUGUCGAUGACGAGAGACGACAAAGAGAGACCGCGUGAGAUCGAGAUGGGCAAGCCGAGCCAUACGGAACAGUUGACCAGGUGGAUCACUAACGUGCGUCAGAAGAAGCUGAAAUGCCACAGGAGUCCGAAACGUGACUUCCGUGUGGAGGCUGUGCUGACGCACGCCCUGCACAAGGCGGAAUGUGAGCUACGAGUUAAACAACUGUCGAGAAUAUCCCGCUGGCGGCGAUUGAGGAAGGACCUCCUCAAAGGUGUGGAAUAUGGGAGUUGCGGUGUGUAUAAUGCGACCGAACGGGAGUAUGAGAGAUGCGAUCAGCGUCCUGUCUCGAACGAUCUUUGGCGAGAAAAUAUGUGUGAGGAUCUUAGCAGUCUGAUGGAUUUCCUGCGGCAGCUUAGCGGAAUUAAAACGACCUUGCAGCGGUGACUAGACUUGGAAAGCAUAUGCUUUGGCUUAUACACAUGGUUAUUGGAUCGUGCGAGGAAGUCUCUGUGUAACAAACAGCUGGAUUAUAUCUCUGAACCAGGAAAGCCAUUUAUAUUGCGCAUAAAUUAGUAAUUUCUAUCGGUGCAUCUAGUAAUUUCUAUCGGUGCAUCUAGUAGAUUUGAAUCGAUUGUAGCGCAUUCUACAAUGAGCAUAUGUUUAACAAGCAAUCCAUGGAUCGAUGUCUCUCUUCGCUGGUUGUUUCUUCUUGAUCGAGCAGAGCAGCAGAUUUUGGCUCACUAGCCACAAACAAUUUGGGCAAAUCUCUUUUCAACAGAAAUCUAUCUUGAUAUCGGCAAUGUCUUCGGCAUCUCCAGAAGUUUGACCAAAUAGCCUGCAAUGUCACGGCAAUCUUUCCAGCUUUAUCGUCGCCCUGGUAUAUAUCUGGAUAUUUUUUAAUUGCAGUCUCACCGUUUGAAAUGGCAACGGACACGAGUGGGAAGAAAGGAGUAGAAAGAAAGAGAGGGAGAGAGAGAUAGAGAGAGAGGGAGAGAGAGAGCGAAAGAGUAGCUGUAAUGCAGAUGCAAGCGAUGUCUCAGGAUUAUGCGCGCGCAUAUACAGUGGCUCUCCUGCUUGUCGCCGAUUUGAUGCUGUUUAGGAUCAAAGUAAUAAAACAAAGGAUCUCAUUUACUGUAAGUUGUAAGUCAUUGUGAUACUUUUUGUAUUAAGUCUAUUUGUAAAUAAUAGAAAACUGUGAUACAGAUUAAAUAAGAAGAUGAAGCGAAGAGUAUUGACAACAAUGUAAGAUAAAUAAAUACAUUUUACAAAUAACAAUGUAAAAUAAUUCUUUUUCAACUUCUCUAUUUACCAAAUUAAGUAUUAAUACAUCAAUCCUUUUCAGUAUGGCACAAUAGACGUCAUAGAAAAUACACAUCUUAUUGCGAACAGAGGGCUAUCGACUGUCAACAAGGACGACGUCGGUGUCGAUGUCGGCGUCGUCAUCGGCUUAGAAAACUUGUACCUAUAAGAUUCCAAUGAACGAAAAAGAGAAAACUAGAGGGGAGUAUAUUUGCGUUUUGAUGGAGAGGGAGGGAAAAAAUCUUUGUUUCUAGAGACUGGUCGAAUCGGAGUUACCCUCGGAACGAAUUAUCCUCUGCACGAAUCAUCGUAAUAAUGAACUCUGCGUGAUAACUACAAUGAUGAGAAAUGGCUUUCAUGCGGUGAGCUUCCAUUCCCCCGAAUCGGUUGGUUUCCCAGGUCCAGAACAGAUCCAUUCAUCUCAUUGAAUAAUAUAAGGUCUUCAGAUGUGGAAACACGAUCCCGUACAGGUUACAAGUAUAUUCCAAGUAAGGUAACUCGCUCAUUCAAGCAUGUGAAUAAAUCUGUUUAAGAGUUACCGAAAGUUUCUCCUGUUUAAUAUUUGAUGAAAAAAAUGUCACAUUUGUUUGGCGUUGCCAUAAUAAUGUGUCCAUAGAUUUGCGCAAUUUUCGGCCAUGCCAUUUUUGGCCAUACUCGAACCGUGAUCGGGAUAGAAUGUUAAUGCGUGUGUUUUAGACAUUCAGAGAGCGGGAAUUACUGGAAACAGCGAGCGAAGGAUGCGAAAGAGUGUUGAUUAAGAGAGAGUAUAUGCGCAAGGAUACAUUGUGUAUGAGAAAUCAUAAAAGUAUUAGGCUUGAUUCGGUGAUGUUCAUUUUAAUUCAAAUAGAAUUUUAUCUUUAUUCAUUUGAUCAAAAUAGACAAUAAUAUGUUUUUCAAUAAACUCAAUAUCGAAUUAAUGUCAUAAUGUUAUAAAAUUAAUGUUAUAAAAAAAUCUGAAGAUUCGAGAAUUCUGCAGUUCGAGAUAUCCCCUAAACAUAGGAAUCUUAAUCUAUUCUUUUUAUCCAAAAACUUCUAAAAUCGGAGUAUAGGACAUUCGAAAAGAAUUUUAGGCAUUUUUAUCACCGGAUUUCAAUCUUAGCCUACUGCUCUAAGGAUUUAAAUUCAGAUAUAAACAAUAUAUAAAGAGAGACAAAGUCAUGAUUAAAUAAAGUGAGAGCAAGAAAACAGAUACUAUUACAGACAUACAACUCGAAUAGCAAGAGUAGUAUAAAUAUCGAUUGGUAACGCUUUGUGUUAACUCUAUUCUGGAUAAAUAUAAUAUGUAUGUAUUUGGAUUUAUAUGGAUACACUCUAGAAAAAUUUAGUUGCUAACUAGAUAUGCUUGUUGAUACUAACUAGACGUUGAUUUCAAUUUGAUAAUACAGGCAUUUGUUUGGUAAGAAUUAAUAUAUAUUUAACUUUAGAAAAAUGCAAUUUUCUAUUGAAAUUUCUUUUAUAAAGUUGAAGGGAGAAAUAUGUCGAAAAAUAUUGGAGAGCCGAAGGAAGGAGGGGGUUAGAAAUAAGAUCUUUUUGAUUAACAGAAAACUGUAUGCAUUUGGAAAAACUCGGCCCAUUCGACCAAUGAAUAAUGAAGAUGAUAGUUUAAAUAAUAUAAGAUUGUACGUGGCGGUCCCGUAUAAAAUGGAUUUUGUUGGAGGAUAAAAUGCAGUCUGUCGAGCGUGAUCAUCGUGGAGAUUCUAGACGGUUUGAAAGAAAGAACGAGAGUAAAAUUUGCUAAUAUAACUAUAGCUAUUGUUCCUUAUUACGAUUGUAAUAUCUAUUGUUUUGCAUUUCGUUAUAUAUUGCAUUUUGUUUUGCUCGGUUUUCUUUGUGUUUUACACAGCAGGCGGCAGAACGAAAGCAUCUAAAUCUUUCACAGAUUAAAAAGAACAACCCUGACAUAUUCACUAUUUGCACAUUCGGCAACCUAAGAUGCUCUGCGAUCAUCAGGAAAUAAUGCUGGGAUCGUGUGUCGUGUACGAAUGAUAAAGGUAACGAAAGAAAAAGGUCUUUGAUGAUCCUUGAUCUUUGUACCUUGCGCGCAUGCAAAUGUGAGAGGGGAUUGGGGUGGGACAAAACAAUGUUUUUAUGAGUCAUAGGAAAUCACUACUUCACUCGAUGAUAAUGAAAGGAAAUAUGCUUGGAAGAUGUUUCGAGAUGGUGAUAAGAAGCUUUCCACAAGAUUGCUAGGGAUAAUCGUGUCUCAUGCUUUGAAUGUACCAGGCUAGUUGAAAGAGAUGUAUAUUCACUGGAAUCUAUAAAAUUUUUUCGAAACUUCUACAAAGAUGCGCUGAGCCCACAGAUCUACAAGUUUCAAAAUCUUGGAACGAAUCAAGUUUAAGGAUAUAGAAUUUAAACCAAUAAUCCACGCAAGUAGUUAAGGAUAUGAAAGUUUAAUAAUUCAAGACUUUAAGAAUUUGAAGCACAUUUGGAAUUUUUAAGGACAUCUGGGAAUCCGAAGACAGUUUUGGACUAUUUUUUUCAAAUCAUUUUAUUUUCAUUGUUACUUUAAAAUGGAAUUAUCGUAAUGUGAUUUGAAUACACAUUCUUAAAAAUUUUUUUAUUUGUAGAAGAGAUUGAAGAUAUAUUAUUUUCACACACAUCACACACAUAUACACGUAGAAUAAAAAAAAAUCUAUUCAAGUAAUAAAUACUGAAUCUUUUAAUCUAAAGGAAAGUAUAACAUGAAAAAAAGAUUUAUUUUUUGAAGGUAUUGAUUUUAAAUCUCGAAAGAUGAAAAAGAGAGGGAGAGAGAAAGAGUCACAGAAUGAGUAAGACAAUUCAAUCGUUUAAGGCAAUAAUAUGUACAUAAUGUGACGACGUAUACUAUGGUUCUUUAAGGAAACAGAGAUAUACGAAAAUUUAUAUAUUAGUUGGAAAGAAAAUGAUAAAAGCGUUGAAGUUCAGCUUGGCGAAAAAUUUAGCAAGUUAUGUUGCAAAAAAUUUUAUUCCAUCUUCAAUGAAGAUUUGAUCUCUUCAAGAUAUAUAUUUAAGUUUACAACAAAAAAGGCGAAUUUUUAUAAAAAUUGUGAAAACACUAUUUUUUCGAAGAGGAUGCAAAUUACAAAGUUUGAUCCAUAUUAAUUAUAUGGAUUUGUGUAAACUGUAUAGCCUUUGAGUGAUGGGUUUUAAUACAAGUAAUUGAGAAGAGGAAAAUGAGAUGACAGUGAUAACAAUUAAGAGAGAGAAAGAAAGAACAUGUUAAUAACAAUACAAUAAUUUAUUAAGAAAAAUAUGUGGAAUUCAGCAAUAGAGAGAGGCACAAACGUAGUCGAUCAAUUAUCUAUCAUCGGAAUUCGAUGUUGUCUCCGAUCAUACGAGCGUACAAGUUUGGUCUAGGAUUUCUUUGUCAUUGGCUGCUUUUGAAAUCUUGAAAGGUUUUUCUUUUCCUGGAAACAUGUCUUUUGUGAUAUAUGCCAUUCAUCAUCCGCUAGAUCAGUGAUAUUCUUUAUUAACUAAAACCUCGUCGAAAAAAGGAAUUACUUUGGGUCUUCAACGCAAUUGUCACAGGAUUUGCAAUGAAUUGGAUUUUUUCAAGAGCAUUGAUAUAAGAUAUGCAAAGUUUCAGAGAAAUAACAUCUUUUUUUAAAAAUAAUUUAUUUUUCUAAACACUAUAUUUGCCCGCGCGCAUAUGAAGAACUAUGGAAGAAAAAAUUGUAGACGAGAUGAAAAAAUUUAAAAAAUAUUGGGGGACUUUUCACACAAUUUUACACUUUUUGCACAAUGGAAUUAUUAUUGCGAAUCUUUGUCACAGAAGAGAACAUCGCGAUUUCGUUGCAGAAAAUAAUUAUGAGAGAUUUCAUCGGAAAAAAAAUUUUACGGAUUUACGUAGCACAAAAAAUAAAAAACUUCACACAAAAAGAUCCAUUGUGCGACUCGUUACAGGAAAGAAUCGUUGCUGGAUUUUAUUGCAAAAAAAAA